This is a messenger RNA of Amphimedon queenslandica, 805 nucleotides long. Its product is annotated as polyphosphoinositide phosphatase-like. Gene Ontology annotation, molecular function: phosphatidylinositol-3,5-bisphosphate 5-phosphatase activity. Gene Ontology annotation, cellular component: intracellular membrane-bounded organelle. The record is from RefSeq and is a predicted model, not a curated record. Gene Ontology annotation, biological process: phosphatidylinositol dephosphorylation. Lineage: Eukaryota; Metazoa; Porifera; Demospongiae; Haplosclerida; Niphatidae. Bases 55 to 726 code for a protein of 223 amino acids. The transcript has 7 exons.
GUUCAUAUGGAAUGAGUACUUACUGGAGAACCUUGAGGGCUCCGUACACUCAAGAUGGAUACUCCAUAUAAUAUGUGGAUUCAUGUCACAAAUCAGAUACAAACUUAUCGUAAAGUGGCUCCAAUGAAGAAUCACAGACGAGACAUAUACACUAGCACUCUGAGGUACUAUAGGAACGCAUUCACUGACGCAGACAAGCAGAUGGCUAUUAAUGUGUUCCUUGGAGUGUUUGUACCAAAAGAAGGAGAAGCCAAUGUAUGGGAACUAUCAACUGAUUAUUAUCUACACCAUAGGACAGCUAGGGAACCGCAAUCACCGAAACUGUUUAAGAGUCCUACCAAAUGGUGGAAAGAUGAACUGAUAUCAUCACUACCUUUACCACAAUAUGAAGGACAAGUUAUUGCUAAUACUGAAGAUGAUCCUAAAGAAGAAGAACCCACUCCUCCAGCAGUACCUCAUAUUAAUAAUGACACUACUGACAGAGACAGUUUUGAUGAAAUAUACAAAACUUACGAACUAACUGACUUUGAUAGACUCCUGAGCACAUCUGUUGUAAGGACUGGAGAUAAUGUUGUGUCUCUUGAUAGUGAAGGUGGUGCUAUUCAAGGUAAUCCUUUUGUAGUGAGAGACAAAAUGAAGAAGAAGGUGGGUAGUUCCAAGAUGGCUGCUAAAAGAGGAUUAAGUGUUGGUAUACAACAGACUGAGAUAUAUGUACUCACAAUUUGACAGAUGAUUAUUUUAUUGUGCGUUAUAUAUGACUUUGAUUAUGUGUUCACCACUUUUUUGUGGUGGUUUGUGUGUUUUA